Aspergillus tanneri is the source of this 312-nucleotide messenger RNA. RefSeq lists its product as uncharacterized. The record is from RefSeq and is a predicted model, not a curated record. NCBI's taxonomy places the organism in Eukaryota, Fungi, Ascomycota, Eurotiomycetes, Eurotiales, Aspergillaceae. The coding region runs from base 1 to 312 and encodes 103 amino acids. The transcript has 2 exons.
AUGAAGCUCCCCAUCACCGCUACUAUCCUCGCAACUCUUUCUCUGGCGACCGCCACCCCCCUGGAGAAACGGUUUGAUGUCUCCAUCGGCUUCCAUGGUGCCAAUGGGGAGUCCUACUCCAUGUUGUUCCCUACAGACCGAACUAACGUCAAAAUAACAAAUCCCAUGGUCGUCUACGCUGUGUCCUCACCCGGCGGGGGAUUUUGUACCCUUACUGGCGCCGACGGCGAAUCUGUUGUGAUCUAUGGCGAGGAUCAGAAGUCUCUCCAGGUUCCUCAGGCGAUGGCGUGGGGAUCCUGUGGGAAUAAUUAA